CGGGUACUGACAAUGGGCCUAUUUGGGUAAGUCCUGUUUUUUAGCCCCAGUACCUCCCUGGUCACUUCUCGCUUAUACCAAUAGCGCAAAUGCCAAUAUACAUGUGCCAGGUAAAAAAUAAUCCUAAUCUGUCAUCACAUCUCAACAGCUUUUCCUGUUGAAGGUUAAUAGUGAUAUAAUUAGUCUGCAUAAUUCUCAUCCAAUCUGGCAUAAAAACUAAUCUUCACAGCAAGAUACUAACACGGUGAAUAUCGAAAAUACCAAAGAUUUUCUCUUAUGAGGAAUGAUUGCUGUCAACACCCUUAGCUGCUGUUAAUCAAAAUUAGUGUCUAAUUAAAAUGUGCACAAUGGAAAAACUGCAACUAUACAGAGUUGUCUCGCUCUGAACUGGGAUGUUGUUGUUAAUGUGACUGUUAUUUAAAAGCAGGGGAUUUAGAGACUUUGGAGACACGUGCACACGUGUUAUCCUACUUUUAGACAACCACUUUACAGUAUGAGAUCAGAGAGAAAGAAGAGGAGGAGACUGCAGGAGAGACAAAAAGGUUGGAAGAGAAAAAUAGGCAUCAUGACAGAGCAGGUCAGUGCCUUGCCAGUCCUCAAGCCCUUCUCUCUGAAGACGCCUGUCAGAGUGGUUAACACUCUGCGACAGCGACGACACACACUCCCUGCUAGCGAGUUCAGAAACCUCACGCCACAGGACGCCAUCAGUGUGUUUGAGAUUGAAAGAGAAGCAUUUAUCUCUGUGUCUGGAGAGUGUCCACUUACCCUGAAAGAAGUGCUAAACUUCCUGGGUCAGUGCCCUGAGCUGUCGCUGGGUUGGUUUGAGGAGGGACAGCUGGUAGCUUUCAUUAUUGGCUCUGGCUGGGACAAGGAGAGGCUUUCACAGGAGGCAAUGACUCAGCAUAUCCCAGACAACUCCACUGUGCACAUCCAUGUUCUGUCAGUGCACCGUCACUGUCGCCAGCAAGGCAAGGGCUCCAUCCUUUUGUGGCGCUAUUUGCAGUACCUGCGCUGUGUGCUGGGCCUUCACAGAGCUCUGCUGAUUUGCGAGGACUUCCUGGUACCCUUCUACCUCAAUGCCGGCUUUAAGGAGAAAGGACCAUCAACCAUCUCCAUACCCAACAUGCAAUUCCAAGAGAUGGAGUACGUGCUCAAUGGGCGGAUGUACGCACAGCGGAACAGCGGCUGCUAG
Molecule: messenger RNA, 1192 nt
Organism: Perca flavescens (yellow perch)
Lineage: Eukaryota; Metazoa; Chordata; Actinopteri; Perciformes; Percidae
Gene: aanat2
Product: arylalkylamine N-acetyltransferase 2
Exons: 4
Coding region: 494-1192 (232 amino acids)
Biological process (GO): response to light stimulus; circadian rhythm
Cellular component (GO): cytoplasm
Molecular function (GO): aralkylamine N-acetyltransferase activity
Source: RefSeq, a predicted model, not a curated record